Messenger RNA from Chrysoperla carnea, 992 nucleotides. RefSeq lists its product as uncharacterized. The record is from RefSeq and is a predicted model, not a curated record. NCBI's taxonomy places the organism in Eukaryota, Metazoa, Arthropoda, Insecta, Neuroptera, Chrysopidae. Bases 124 to 987 code for a protein of 287 amino acids. The transcript has 6 exons. Gene Ontology annotation, biological process: arachidonate secretion; phospholipid metabolic process.
UUUGGGUAAAUAGAAUUUUUAAAAUCAGGAACUGAUUAUCAGCUUUGUCCAAGUUUAAUAAUUUAAUUUGUUGUAUUUUUUAUUGAAAUUUGUUAUUGGUGGAAUUAAAAGAAAUUUUGAAAAAUGAAAUUGCUGCUAUUGUUUGCUUUGGUGAUGUUCGUUCAAGCGGAAGUGGAAAAUCAAAAUAUAACAGAAACUGGAUUUAAAAGCUUUCCAUUCAAUAAAAUAUUUUCAAAAGGGGGUGCGGGUGAAAUAAAUAAAACCGAAGAGACUACAACACGUGACCCAAAUAUAGUGGUUGCACCACCAAAAAAAGAAAAUGGUCGUUUGUCUGGAAUAGGUCGUGAAAUUGUAAAAGCAACAGGACAUGGAAUAUCAUCAGUAGGAAGUGCAGUAGGAAGCGGAAUAUCUUCGGCAAUAAAGGCAGGCACUAAAUACAUACCAUCAUCAAAUACCGGUGGUUUCGAUCAAUUUAUUGGUAAAAUUCCUGGUGCACAUGCGCUUGGAAAAGCUAAGGAUGAAGUUUUGAGUCGGGCUCGUUCAAUUUAUCCAGGAACUAAGUGGUGUGGAGGCGGUAAUAUUAGUAAAUCUGAUAACGAUUUGGGUUUGUUUGCCGAUACUGAUGUUUGUUGUCGAGAACAUGAUAUGUGUCCAAGUAAUAUGGACGCCGGUGCAACUAAGCAUGGUCUUUACAAUACUGGACUUUUUACACGAUCCCAUUGUGAUUGCGAUACUAAAUUUUAUGACUGUUUAUUAAAUAAUUCCAAAUUUUCAAUACCGUCAUCACAAUUGGGUGUUACAUAUUUUAACAUUCUUGGACCUCAAUGUUACAAAGAAGAAUACCCAAUCAAAGGCUGUUUACAAUUCGUUGUAACAGAAAGUAAUUUAACAAAGUGUACAGAAUAUGAGCUUGAUACGACAUUGACACCAAUUUUCCAAUGGUUCGAUAAUAAAAUAUUUUGGGGUGUUCCUUUAAUUAAUGGAUAAAUUAA